Messenger RNA from Argiope bruennichi, 1568 nucleotides. Its product is annotated as choline/ethanolamine kinase-like. Gene Ontology annotation, cellular component: cytoplasm. The record is from RefSeq and is a predicted model, not a curated record. Gene Ontology annotation, molecular function: ethanolamine kinase activity; choline kinase activity. Lineage: Eukaryota; Metazoa; Arthropoda; Arachnida; Araneae; Araneidae. Gene Ontology annotation, biological process: phosphatidylethanolamine biosynthetic process; CDP-choline pathway. Bases 91 to 1200 code for a protein of 369 amino acids. The transcript is spliced from 9 exons.
UCGAGAGAUCCUUUUUACUUGAGGCGGUUACUUGUUUCUGUUUAACUGUGGCCUUUUGGGCGCUGAAAUCGAGCAUCCAAGAUUAGAAAAAUGACGACAGUAUGUGAGGAAGAAUUAGAAAAUGCCAAAAAGGAAGCGCUAAGAAUAUGCCGAGAUUUUUUAGGUGAUAUUUGGGAUGAAUUGCCAUUAUCUGAAUUCAAAUUUUCUCCGAUCUGUGAAGGAUUGUGCAAUACCCUUUAUCGAUGUUCCCUUCCAGAAAACGUCGCUGUUAAAAAACCCAAAACUCCAAGGCACGUUCUCCUUAGGUAUUACGGUUAUGUGCAAGAAAACAUAACUGUUGUCGUUACAGAAACAACAAUUUUCUCACUUCUGGCUGAGAGGAAAUUGGGGCCAAAAUUGUAUGGAGUAUUUCACAAUGGCAGAUUGGAAGAAUUCAUUCCAUCUCGAACCGUAUUGUGUAAGGAUUACAGACGGGUAUAUCCAGCAGUAGCUAGAGAAAUGGCUAAAAUUCAUGCUCUAGAUGUGCCGAUGAGGAAGAUUCCAGACUUCUUUCCUGUCAACUUUAAGAAAUUUCUGAAUGAAGUCCAAACCAAUUCAAAAGAAAGGAAAAACUCAGAUUUUGAGUAUUUAGAUUUCUAUACAGAAGAAGCAGAAUGGCUGAUGAAAGAAAUGAAAAAAUCCAAAUCACCUGUGGUAUACUGCCAUAACGAUCUUGUAGGAGGUAAUAUAUUACUACGUGACGAUUCCCCAUCGGAUGAAGAUCCAAGAAUAAUGCUCAUUGAUUUCGAAUGGGGAGCGUAUAACUACAGAGGAUUCGAUUUGGCUAAUCAUUUAGGUGAAUGGUGUUUCGAUUACAGUACCAGUGAAUAUCCCUGUUACGAAUAUUAUAGUGACAGAUUCCCUUCUGAAGAAGAGCAAAUCUCCUUCAUCAGAGCUUAUCUUGAUCAGCUUGUUGAAGAAGGAGUCUUCGCAUCAGAAUUUGUAGAGGAUGAGAUCAAGGUCAUUCUACAAGAAAUCAAAUUAUUCAGAAUGGCAGCUCAUCUUCUCUGGUCUCUGUGGAGUUACAAAAUGACUUUCCAACCUAACAGGAACUUUGGAUAUGAAGAGCAUUUCAAGACAAGAUUCAAUAUCUACAAGACUCUUAAGGAAAAAUUCCUGAAUCGUACGAAGUCCGUUGGUGAUUCAGAAUCCAAUCACUAAUUCAAGAAAGAAUGCAAAGAUCUACACUGAAAAGAUAUUCGUUUAAAAAUUAAACUCCUUAAGAGAACCUGUAAAAUGAUGAAGGGGGAAAAAAUAUAUAUUUUAGUACUAAAUUCAAUUGAAAAGUGUAAUUUAAAUCAAAGAUGUGGGCAUAGAAAAAUGUGAAACUGUACCUGAUUUUAGAUUUUUAACUGUAAAAUGAAUAAUAUAUUUAUUGUUGUAGUAUUAGUUUAAGUUUGUGAUUGUAUUCUGGACUGAGUUUUUGAAAAAUGUGUUAAAAUAGUUAUGUUUUUGAAUUUUUGGAUCAAAUAGAUUGUAAAAAGUCAGUGAAAUAAAAAUAUUUUAGUUGAAAUCAAAAAAUGUUUUGA